CAGCGUGGCGGAGUGGUACACCACCAACUAAAUUUUCGCCUCUGACGCUAAAUUGUUGAUGUGUUGUGAUUGGUAAUUAUUGUGUUCCACUGCCGAGCUGCACGGCCGAUUUGACCCGGAUUUCGUCGAAGGCUGGCCGUUUGGCUUCACUUCAAAUGGCCGUGCUUCCGUACGAAGCCUACUGACACCACAGGCCGUCUCGGUUAUGCAUUCAGAGCAUGGUGAGCAAUGGCUACAGCGGCGGCGGAGCGGGUGGCGGCGCCUUUGACAAGCUGGAGGACGCCAUGUCCACGCUGAACAGCCUCUUCUCGUUCACGAGCCCCGCGGUGAAGAAGCUGCUGGGCUGGAAGCAGGGGGAUGAGGAGGAGAAAUGGGCUGAGAAGGCGGUGGACUCGCUCGUCAAGAAGCUGAAGAAGCGCAAGGGGGCCAUCGAGGACCUCGAGAAGGCCCUCUCGUGCCCCGGCCAGCCGUCCAAGUGCGUCACCAUCCCCCGCUCCCUCGACGGCAGGCUUCAGGUGUCUCACCGCAAAGGCCUGCCGCACGUCAUCUACUGCCGGGUGUGGCGGUGGCCCGACCUGCAGAGCCACCACGAGCUGAAACCCCUGGAGUGCUGCGAGUACCCCUUCUCGGCCAAGCAGAAGGAGGUUUGCAUCAACCCCUACCACUACAAGAGGGUCGAGAGUCCAGUGCUCCCUCCGGUCCUGGUGCCACGCCACAGCGAGUACCCACCGGGGGGCCACGCCCUGAUCGCUCCGGUGUUCCAGCAAGUGGCGGAGCCUCCCAUGCCACACAAUGUGAGCUUCUCGCCCCAAGGGUUCAGCAGCCCGGCAUCUUCGGCGGCCGGGUCGGCUGCGGGAAGCAGUGCAGCGGGCGGUGCGGGGGCGGCCGCUGCGGGGGUGCCGUCGCCGGGACCCAGCCUGAGCAGCUCGGCACCCAACAGCCCCUUCGGACUGCCCGACCCCUCCUCACCCUCUCCCAGGGAACCCCCUCGCCACCCCUGCAGGAGCCUCCUCCCCUAUGACCUGAGCGCCCCUAAAAUAAUGCGAGCUGAGACCCCGCCUCCGGCCUACAGCACCCAGGACGACAGCCAAUCGGGGACUGACAACCAGACGCAAUCAAUGGACACCUCAACCGUGCCCCCCGACGUGUCCCCGGUGAACUACCAGGAGCCGCAGUACUGGUGCACAAUUGCCUACUACGAGCUCAACUCGAGGGUGGGCGAGAUCUUCCACGCGCAGAACCAUGCCAUCGUCAUUGACGGCUUCACGGACCCCUCCAACAACAACAAUCGCUUCUGCCUGGGCCUGCUGUCCAACGUCAACCGGAACUCCACCAUCGAGAACACGCGGCGGCACAUCGGCAAAGGCGUCCACUUGUACUACAUUGGAGGGGAGGUGUACGCCGAGUGCUUGAGCGACAGCGCCAUCUUUGUGCAAAGCCGCAACUGCAACCACUCGCACCAGUUCCACCCGACGACGGUGUGCAAGAUCCCGUCCGGGUGCAGUCUCAAGAUCUUCAACAAUCAGGAGUUUGCCGAACUGUUGACGCAGGCCGUGAACCACGGCUUCGAGGCAGUCUACGAGCUCACCAAGAUGUGCACGAUCCGGAUGAGCUUUGUCAAGGGCUGGGGGGCCGAGUACCACCGCCAGGACGUCACGUCCACGCCCUGCUGGAUCGAGGUGCACUUGUCGGGGCCCCUCCAGUGGCUGGACAAGGUCCUCACCCAGAUGGGGUCGCCACAUAACCCCAUCUCCUCAGUGUCGUGACCCCACCCUCACCCGUCUAACGGUCCCCCGUCUGUCGGCGCUUCGUUCCCCUCCGUUUAUUUUUCCUUUCCUUUUUUUUGUUUUUGUUUUUUCCGGCCCCCCCAUCACAAACUUGCAGUAAAGACGAGGACGACAUACCGGCCGCUUGUUCGGGGCGGGUGACCAGUUUUGGGAAGGCAGCGGCAUCCGUUUGUGUGGACGACGGAGUUCCCGUGUAAGGGACGGGGAAGCUGCCUCUAAUACAAGACUACGAACGCCGCUGCCUUUCCGCAAUGGCAGCUCGAAUCCUUCAAGCAAAGGGCUCAGUGGCACCGUAGAAGCUUGCGGCGACAAGGAGGCGUCGUCAAAGUCGCUGGGGGCGUUUCCCCGACGAGGUUCGUACCGUGACGACGGUGGAAGUUUCUGCUUUGCCUCCCGCGUCGUCUCUUCCCGUUGCCGACGGCGUCGCAGACUUUGGGGCUACCGAAGGGGGUCGCCGGGCGCCACCAUAAAAUGCUGGGAGUCGUCUCGACCACCCCGGACGGACAAGGUGCCAUCCUCUCGACACGGUCGUCGCGCACACAUGCGUUGCGGCCCUUCUUUAUUACGUGUCCCGGCCUUCUGAACAGAGUCUGUGCGUGUCCUCGAGACCCUUUUUGUGUCGUUGAAGGCUUCCUCGCCUUUACGUAGUACCUCACAAAGCAUGCCAGGGUGGCGCCUGCAACGCGGUGCUAUACUGCGAGACUUGGUUCUUUCCUCUUUUUUUUGUUCGUUGUUUGCGCAGAUUGGCGAGACACUGGCAGUUUUUAUCCGCUUUUGUUUAUUCUUUUUUCUUUCUUUGGAACCGCGUCGCAAUUUGUCGUUGCAGCCUAGCCCAGGUGCGGUACCAGGAAUCUUGAGGCAGAAGUGAAGCGGCACAAUUCCCAUAUUACGGCACCUCCCGCACCAAAACCUGAAUUCCCCGUCCCCAAAGACGCGGUUGCGUAGUAAAACUCCAUCAUAAUACGUAGAGUGAGAUCUGUCUAUCGGUGAACGCAUUUUUGCUUAGUUUAUUGUAGCUAUAUUAUGCCGAGACUUCUACGCAUACAAAGUAUCAUUUAACUGCAUUGUGAAAAACAUCAGUGGCUUUUUCGUGCCAUCCUUUUCCUCUUAAAUUUUGCUGGCAUCCGCUUUCAGUGGGGCUUUCUUCAGUUAGAUUGGAAGGGCAAAUGAGAACUCAUUAUUUGAUUGUGAUGCGUCGUGCUGCUACUGUUUGUUUGUAACACCUGGGCUGCGCACUCUUCGUAGGUAGGUUAGGACAGAAUGCCUCCCAGGCGCUCGUCUAAUCUAUCCGGAAAACCUUGUUUUCUUUUGAGCUUGUUUCAGUGUCCAGAGUGUCGAGCUACCCUUUUUUAAGGUGCGUUUUUAUUUCUUGUAAAAAAUUUAAUUCAUUUUUUAAAUGUUUCUUUGCACGUGUGUUCUGCCCAUUUGUUAUGUCGUGGAAGCUGAACUGCCGUUAUUUUUUUAGUUGUCAUUGUUCGAGACGCUUCCUUUUUUACCUUCCGUUUUAUUAGGCUACAUGCAGCUCCACUUUUCCAACUUUGCCCAGAUGUGUUUUUACCGCAUUUUGCGCUUACAGCCGCAUGUUUCAUUUUACCCCCAUGUUUGUUGACAGCUUGUGUUUUAGUCGGGAAGAGACUGAAUGUUAACACGAAUGGGCUUUUAGUUCUCAAAAUGAUAGCGGCACACUUAUUUCGCACAUUAUAUUUUGACGACGUCGAAACGAGACUAAGAUGUGAAGGCGAUUCUAGCGACCCCUGUAUGCCGUAAACGGAACCUCCUUCGCUUUAGCUGCCGCUUUUGUUCACUACGGUUCAGCUUUGUGAAACUAUCGUUUGGGGAGGCUUUCGAGGGAACCUGAUCCCUCGAAAUGGGUUGAAAAAGAAAGCAUGUUUGGCUGGCAGCUUGUGGGUACCAAAGUGCUCGCAUGCAAAGGCCUUACAAGGGGACAUUCAGAAAUCUACAAGCUGACACGUGUAUCACUCUGCCAAUGUUUUUGUACAUCUCUACAUGGCAAUGUGAUACCACGUGACGACGAAAAAGUCUUGUUUACGAAUUUCUUUUCUUUUUGUAGAUAAGAUUGAUGUCCCAUGCAAUAAGUUGAGUGUCUAGAGCAAUCAGUAUCAUUGGUGGUCAGUUGGUCGACACUUUUGUUGCAAUAGCACAAGCAAUUAUCUUUGUUUCUCCCUUGGACGCGUGCCGUGUUUUACUUGAGUGUACUCGGCAGAUCCGGAGCAUAGCCAUAUUAUUUUGUCACAGCGACUUUGUUUGCAAUGCCUGUUUUAGUCCCUCUAGUGCCAUGUCUGCCUCUCUGAGAGUUUUGCUGCAGGUUCAUAGUUGGCAUACUUAAAAGGAAAGCUCAUCUUGUCAAGCUGUGUCGACUGAGUUUUAGAAGCUGCAAUGUUGUUCUGCUUGGGGACAAAUUAUGUCUGGUGCCCCCAACGGCUAUCGUCUUGGUGCUCAAGUUGUGCAAUGUACGCUGGAGAGUGUUGUAGUGCGACGCACCAUGAAAUGCAAUCUGGACAAAGUAAAUCGCUGCCUUUUUAUACUAAUCAUCUGCAUUGCCUUUUAGAAGCGGUGUUUGCAGCUGCAGUAGAUUUUUGUAGGGAGCCUUUAGCAGCAGCACUCUGCUUGUGUGCCUAUGCUUUUUAUAUGCAGUUGCCGAUUGCGAGAGACGUUUUGUACAGAAAAAAAGAGAAAAAAGAAAUAGAAAGCGCCUUGCCACUUCUUGAGUUGCCAGCUGUGGAAGACUUGUUUUUGCUCAACAGUGUCAUCCAGUCGUGGUCUUCAGUGUCGUCCUCAAGUGAAUCCUGGCUUUCCUGUUUUGAACCCCAUCUAGCCAUUUACACAUGAGAUUACCUUUACCGUUGCAUAUACUGAAAGUGGAGAGGUCCGUUUGUCCAUGUUUCGUCAUAGUUUUGCCAUCUCUGUUAACGUUUCUGAGGGCACCUUCGCGACAGUGGUCACGGUGCCGCUACUGACUGUCAGAAGGAUUCUCGCUAGAUUUUUUUUUUUUUUGUUUGUUUUAUGUAGAGAUUUUUUUUUUAAAGACAAUUCACAAAUCGUGGUCUUGGGCUUGAUUGCACUUGACAGUUUUUGUACAGUUUGUAUUUGAAGAAAUGAAUGCAAAGUGACGUAUGUGCUAUAUUUUGUAUUCUGGAUUUCAUUGCAUCACAAAGAAAAUUAAAAACAUCUCUGUCAAA
Messenger RNA from Ixodes scapularis (black-legged tick), 4987 nucleotides. It is a transcript of the gene Mad, whose product is annotated as protein mothers against dpp. The record is from RefSeq and is a predicted model, not a curated record. The transcript is spliced from 9 exons. Gene Ontology annotation, biological process: BMP signaling pathway; regulation of transcription by RNA polymerase II; SMAD protein signal transduction. NCBI's taxonomy places the organism in Eukaryota, Metazoa, Arthropoda, Arachnida, Ixodida, Ixodidae. Gene Ontology annotation, cellular component: heteromeric SMAD protein complex. Bases 219 to 1766 code for a protein of 515 amino acids. Gene Ontology annotation, molecular function: I-SMAD binding; DNA-binding transcription factor activity, RNA polymerase II-specific; RNA polymerase II cis-regulatory region sequence-specific DNA binding.